Protopterus annectens (West African lungfish) is the source of this 1259-nucleotide messenger RNA. Its product is annotated as C-X-C motif chemokine 10-like. The record is from RefSeq and is a predicted model, not a curated record. Bases 91 to 381 code for a protein of 96 amino acids. The transcript is spliced from 4 exons. Gene Ontology annotation, biological process: cellular response to lipopolysaccharide; inflammatory response; neutrophil chemotaxis. Gene Ontology annotation, cellular component: extracellular region. Gene Ontology annotation, molecular function: CXCR chemokine receptor binding; chemokine activity. NCBI's taxonomy places the organism in Eukaryota, Metazoa, Chordata, Ceratodontiformes, Protopteridae.
UACUCGGUUACGCACAAACUGUAUCAGACGCUGAACAACUGACUGAAAACUAGAUCGUACUCUUAAAAAGGAAAAUAUUACUAAACAAACAUGAAUAUUUGCUGUGUCAUCCUCCUAUUUUUGACCAUUAUAUGUAUUUCCACACUUGAAGCUUCUCCACUUAUGGGUAAAGGACGUUGCAUUUGUAAAGGAUCUGGUGAAAACUCUGUCAACAGAAAACAUAUUCAGAAGAUAGAAAUAUAUCCCAGGAAUACUUUCUGCAACAAAACUGAGAUAAUUGUUACUUUAUCAACAAAUGGAGAGAAGGUGUGCUUGAAUCCAGCAUCCAAACGGGUGAAACGUGCCCUAUCCAAGAUGAUAAAAAAAUUUCCAGAAGCGUGAUUCUCAUAGACAAAGAUGAGGAACUUACAAACAUCUUGAAAUGGAUAUCUGUGAAGAUUUAUAUUCACACUCGGGAUGAACAGUUGUCACCAGAUACAUACCACAGAUAUAGAAGCAUUAAGUUUACUUUUUAACAAAAACACUGUAUCUAUCCAGUGAUGUAUUGUAAUGUAAUAUACCAUAUGUCAAAAUCAGAAAACCAACAUCUGUACUACUUGCCGCUUAUAGCUUUAUGGGAUUGGUGGAAAACUUAACAUUCAUGCACACCGGUGAGAUUUCAGAACACACCAUCAAGUUUAAGACAAGGAGCCUCCUGUUAGUGGUACUGUGGGUGUUGACUGCCACCUAUUGGCCAAGCUGAAUACCAGCAUGGCUUGUAUGUAAGGUAAAAUGAAAACUGAAAUGUCAAAAAAAAGAAUGUUAAUAGAUAAGAAAUUUUAACAGACAAGUUAGUUACCUGGUGGCUAGAUGAAGGGUCACUCUGAAAGGCUCCACUAGUACUAAAUUAAUAUUUAAAGCAUGCAAAUUUUUAAGUGCUUCAAUUAUUACUUGUGGAUAUAUUGAUAUCUCUCGGGUCACUGUGUGAUAUAUUACUCUUUGCAUAUCUGCAGGUACCAUAUAUUUAAAUCACUAGCCACAUCCAUUCCCUGUCUCGUAGUCCUGUCACAGCACAUUUAUCUAAUUAAUUUUUUGUAUCAUGUACUAUGCACCUUGCCACUAUAUCCUGCUUUUGUAAGAUAUAAUGGUACAGUUUGCAUUUGUUUAUUUAAAAUGUACAGGAUUUAAAAAACAUUUGUAAGAAGAAAAACAUAUUAUCAUCUUAAAAGGAGCUUGUAUUGAUAUUAUAUAUUUUUUCUUAUGACUGGGGUAAUGUUAUA